AAGGCCGCGUUAUCAGCAUCACCACAGGCAGUCCGAAUGAACACGAAGAAGAAGGAUAAGGAUAAUUCAAGGACGAUUAGUUCUCCUACGAAACUUCGAUGCGUAAGGAGCAAAUAUGUUUAUGUUCUCUUUGUUAAUUAUAAAAAUCCGCGAUUAAUCGUAAAUUGCAAUCAGUGCUCUAUGUAAGGCAACAACUUUAUCACUGCAAGCAGAGAAUUGGAAUUCAACAUUGCUCAUGAUCACAAAAUUAUGUAUGAUUCUUGCGAACUGUAAUCACUUUGUGCAAGAUAAUACAGUAGGUGCACUGCUAAAUAAUUGCCACAUGUAUGAUUAUACAGAAGAAAAUAAUGUAUCACACACAAUAUGCUGUAAAGAGCACCAAAGGUUAUAUAGAUAAAUUAACAGAUUUACUAUCAGUAACUCUAAUGCUGCUCUUCACAAGAUUAGCCUAACAUAUCUAGAUAAAACAAAACUAUCAUAUAAUGUCAAAUUCUAAGAAAAAUCCAGUCUUUAGUAAGAAAGAAGAUAUGGAGCACAAGGAAGAGUCACAAGCAACAGUGAAGAAAAAAGAAAAAACCUCAACACGACCCAAGUGUGAGCUGGACUCGCAUGGUUGUUUAAAUCUUCAGGAUAUUUUGUUGAUGUUUGACAGUCCUAUAGAUCAAGAACGAGCAUGGGCAUUAUGCUAUCAGAUAACCAAAGGCCUACUAAUCUCAAAGGAAAAUAAGUUCUUUGAAAUAUCUGAUCUUUCUCAAAUUAUACUUCACAAGGAUGGAGAUAUUCGACUUGAAAAUUCGACAGGUUCCAAACAACUUCUUGUUUCGGAAGAGAAGGCUAUAUUUGCAUUAGGAAUGGCAAUCUUUAAGGCCUUGGACUUUGGCUCUAAUCCGGGAGAGGAAAUAGCCUUAUCAUCAGAUUUAGAAGCUCUUAUUUCAUUGAUGACAAAUUGUGCUACUUCUGCAUCCGAAUGUGACGUAGAGGAACGUCUACAGGAAACUGAUGACGAGGGCAUUGAACGAGAUUCUGGUGAUACUGAUGUGGAAGAUUAUACGACGUUGAAAACUACCGAAGCGUAUCCAGAGAGUUCCACAUGUACCUUGAAAACUAUUCUUCAAAUAUGUGCGAGACACGUGCAAAGUUUACAAGAAGAUCCUGAUAAUUAUUACCGGAAUGUGAUACAAGCGUUUGUGGAGGAGGCUCUUAAUCUCUCUCAGUUUCUGGAAAAAGUGGUUGUUAACAAGCAAUCACAAGACUUGUACAGUCCGCAAACUAAUGACCGUACUUCGACUUCAUUGCAGAACAUUGACGCCUUGGACUUCAAUGAUUGGACGGACGUUAGAAUUUGGAGAGCUAUACAAGCUAGAUUUUGGGUUCAAGUUAUCAGCGAACUGAGACGAGGAGUGAAAUUGAAAAAGGUGGAAGCUAAUUUAGGUAGUCGCGCGUCGCGCGAACAGGGAAAUCGCCCGGACUACAAGAUGACGCCUUACGAGAUUUUGAUGGACGACAUCAGGGAGAGACGUUAUCACUUAAGGAAGACACCGCCCACGUCAUCGAAGAAGGAUGCGCAUGCUAUUAUUCUUGAAUUCAUUCGAAGUCGACCACCUCUGAAAAAGGCAUCCGAGAGACGAUUACGGCCCUUGCAGAAAGAAUAUACACUGAGAGAGUUACUCAUGGAAAGUAUAAAGAAGCCACCGAAACCCUUAAGAUCCUCUCGCUUGAGACAAGACACCAUUCCCAAGAUCGAAGAGACGUUAACUUGCGACGUAGGCGGCGAGUCUCGCAUGAUAGUCCUCGGAGAAGUGCCACCGUCGCAACCGGAGCAGGAGCAGGAGUCCGCUCAGGAUGUCGCUGCUCAGUGGUUGCAGUCGGAGGAUCAGAAGACAACGUCGACGGCCGGUGGCGUCCUGGCGGCGAGCCGCAGGAGGCAAAACAUGCCACCUGUGCCGCAACCCCGGCAACGCACCGUCAAGGAGCGACUCGACCUCAGGGUCCAACCUUCCAAUAGGAAUCGUAAGUCGCGUAGAAGACGCAUUACGGUCGCAGAUAUAACACAAAACGGUGAGAAAGUAAAGGAAAAUGAUUCAUUGGCAGUUCCGAAGCCGCCUGGAAGAAAUCUAAACCAGGAUGCUACUAAACGACCUAAGAAAGUGAUACCUGUCGAUUUCGAUUUGAAGUUGGAUGCGGAAGAUGACGAGGAUGACGACGACGAUGAUUAUACCGAAGACGACAUCACGGAGAGGUUUGAGGAGGAAGAUGAUGAGGCAUCUAAUUACUGGCUCAAGGAUUACAAUUUUGGUGCUCGAGAAGGUAUACGAAAUGGUCAUAAAGAUCAUGAACACGAUGAUGAAGCGGGAUCUGCGAAUCCUUGGCGAAAAACCGGCGGACUUCGGCUGACCAGAAACGAGUAUCACCGAUUCUGCGAUGCCCAACUGGAAUCUUAUGACCUGGCGACACAAUGUCCUUCGCGGAGAGCAUCUGCGAAGAGGCACGCUGCGAAGUGUGCUAUACCCUUCAUACCGUUCACGGGAACCAUGUCGCUUCCGCAGUCGAGACCGCAGAGUCGACAGCACGCUGGUCUCACGGAUUCAUCUUUGAGCCAAGGCCCGAGUCCCAAUAUUAGUUUGAAUCCUAGUCCGAGUCUCAGUCCGCAGCCACGAGCACAGAGACAACCGCGGCGGGCGUACACAAUUACACACGAGGGAAAGGAUGACAAAGCUCACGGCGAGUGGGAGGACGAUGCUGAUAAGAAAGCAACGCUGGGAGAUAUGCUGCUCGACGAACGAUUGUCGUUAACAUUAGACGAGAUAGUUCACAUUCGCAGUGUGCUCACGAAGGCCGAAUUGGAGUCUCUUCCAGUGGAGGGACGCGUGAAAGAGGAUGUCGAGAAAAGACGCGUUUGUUUCCUCUGUCUGAAAACGCGGUUCGGUCUGUUGGGUCCUUGGGGUCAACGUUGUCGUUUGUGCAAGCGAACCGUUUGCGUGAAGUGCUACUCGAAAAUGCGGAUACCGACAGAACAGUUCGCCCGGGUGCCGGUUGUACUACUCUCACCCGGAUUGUUAAUGUCACCCACGGAAUCGGAGAGCAGUAAGAACUCCUGGUUAAGAAACUCGGGAGCUGUCGGCUCUGCACCGGCUUCUCCCGCGUCCAGACGAAAGGAUUCCGCAAUGCGCAGCGGCACUCCCGCUUCGACACCGACAACAACACCCGUCACCUCACUGACGCCGAUGUCCACGCCGCCCUCUCACGCACGUCGGGAAAUGGAGAACCAAGGAGUGGACAAAAGAUGCUAUAAGAGUGGCGGUAGUCCCGCUGCUCUCUCGACCACGAAAACAUUCUCAACUUCAAGCGGGCCGAGCGCCGAGCAGCGUAUGGCGGCGGAACGACUGCGCGGCGUUGCCGUCGUCGUUUGUCACGACUGUCGCAUUAUGGUUAUCCAGAUAAUUAAGAGUUCUAGAACAACACGCGCAACGAUUCGCAACAACGUCAUUUCUCGUCUCACCUUGAACCUCUCUCCCGCUUACAUCUAAUUAUCUCACGUCGCAGUUUUCUCGAUAGAACAAUUUUUGUCCCUCCGGCUGCGGCGCUAUCUCUCUUCUCAUUGUCUUCUGCGUACUCUCUGUUCGGGAGUUCGCGUUUUGUUAUAUGCGUAUAUCGGUAGGCUCACAACGGAAACAAUCGAUGUCGCUCGACAGCUCUCAACAACGGAAAGAGGGAAAUGUUGCGAAAGAAAGAGGAACACUCGUUCUCUCAUAAUGAUAGUUAUAAAAACCACAUACAUUGCAUUUUGUUGUAAAAUAGCGAUUACGUAAUUUUUGUGUGUGUGCAAAGAGUAGAUCAAUUUAUAAAUUAUAUAAGCCAUAUGUUUUGCGCUUUGAGGCACUUGUUCCAAGUUAAAUGAUAUUUUUUCUUCUUCCUGAUCUAUACGCAACUUAGACAAGUGCUUCGCAGCGCGUAAGAUACUCAUACUUUUCUGUUUCAAUUAUCAUUCUUAUAUUUCUUCUCUUUACACGAACAUGUUUUUAAUUGAAUAACAGAUUUAUUACGUGUUAUAUUUAUUCUGGAAAAUAGUAUGUGAUGCAUUUAUUUAUUUGUGCCAUAAGAAACUUGUUUAAUUCAGGAUGGCCUGAUACGUAGAUAGGUGUAUUGUUGUUCAGUCAUAUAUUAUUUCCUGUUUUUUUUAUUUAUUAUAUUUAUAUUAAUUUAUGUAGAUAGAAAAAAAAAAAAACUGUACCAAAGAAUUAAAGACCUAAAAAUUAGAUUCAAUAACGAUUCGAUAAUAUAAAACACAAGAAGAAGAAAAAACACAUACAUAUAUAUAUAUAAAAAGUGUUGAGAUUAGAUGAGGCGAAAUAUGAGAUUUCCGGAUUUGUGGAUCAAAAUUAAGAAAUUAAAAUAAAGUUAAGAGAUAGGAAGUGUAACAAAUCUCUAUUAAUUGAGUUUUUGCGAAACCUCGUAUUAUUCUCUGUCUUGCAAAAUAUUCGAUUUCCGUACAAUUUUACGUAUCAUCGAUCUUCAAUUGCACAAAUCUCUAAUUUUACAGAAUCAUUGAAUCCCUUUUAGGAUAGUUCUUUGCUUUUUUGUGUCAUUCUUAAAUUUCAAGAUCCUUGAUUUCGGAAAUCUUCAAUUGGCCAACAUGAUAUUUUCAACAUGUACGUCGGUAUCAUUAGUUCUUGAAAAAUAUUUAAAUAAGCUACUUACACAAAACUUUGUCAAUUUCCUGUGAAGGAAAUGAAACACUUCCAUCUUAAAAUGAAUUCUCAAUCGCACAGAAGUCAUUGAAACAAUUCACAGACACGAAUUAAAAUACGCAUUACUGUUAAUAAUAUUUUAGUACAGGAUAUAUACAAUAAACCCAAAAUAGAGGCAAAAGCCUUUGAAAAAAAAAAAAAAAAAAAAAAAAAAAAAAAAAAAAAAAAAAAAUAGUGAUACAAACAUCAAUGGUAAAUUGCGUAAAGACGGCGAAUCCUUCUUGUAAAAUAUUACUAUUGAUCUUCCAUAAAUACAAGGCGUAUUCCGAACAAUUUAAUUGUAUUUCACAUAUGUAUAUGUAUAGUACAAGAUAUUCUAAAAAGAGAUCUGUAUAGUAUAAACAAAUAUUCUCUGAAAAGAUGUUCUUACAGAUAUCUUGUUUAUUAUUCAUGUUUUUUUGUUUUAAUCUUAAAUACUAUAAUAACAGCAUAUAAGGAUUUGUAUUUAAUAUUUAGUGCAAUAUGUGAUAUGUUUUUUGUCCUAUAUAUUCUGUGAUGUUUACAUUAAGUAUACCCCGAGAAAACUUCCGAAGAAAGAGAGAAAACGCUUCUCUCUGAAAAAUCACUGAAAAACAUCUUUCUAUUGCAUCGUGAUCUUCUUUCUAGGAUAUCUUGUAUAAUGUUCCGAAAAAAAGGGAUAUAGAAGAUUAAAAGAAAUCACUCAAAUAUCUCAGAAGAACGUAAAAUUACGAAAAUUAUCACGAGUUUAUUAUAAUAAAAAAAAAAAAAACAGCAUCUUUCUGUCAGUGAAUAAAUGAAGAAAUUUAAUAGGAAAAUUCUCUUUAGGAUAAAAGAUGCAAAGAGUAAAGAAAUAUAAAACUAAAUACAUAAAUUAAAAAAAAAAAAAAGUGAAUUUAUAAUGCAUGUCAAUGAAGAGUACCUAUAUUUAGGAAUAAUAGCAAUUGAUUAUAUCUGAUCUGACACCCGUAAUCAAAUAUCCGUGGUAGCCUUGAUAUAUUGAUAAUUAUAUAUACAUAUAUUAAUUAUAAUUUUUCAAUUUAAGUAAGCGGAAUAAAACAAAUGGC
Molecule: messenger RNA, 5773 nt
Organism: Pseudomyrmex gracilis
Lineage: Eukaryota; Metazoa; Arthropoda; Insecta; Hymenoptera; Formicidae
Gene: spir
Product: protein spire
Exons: 16
Coding region: 483-3527 (1014 amino acids)
Biological process (GO): Golgi vesicle transport; establishment of meiotic spindle localization; actin filament polymerization
Cellular component (GO): cell cortex; cytoplasmic vesicle membrane
Molecular function (GO): actin binding
Source: RefSeq, a predicted model, not a curated record